Molecule: messenger RNA, 2488 nt
Organism: Varanus komodoensis (Komodo dragon)
Lineage: Eukaryota; Metazoa; Chordata; Lepidosauria; Squamata; Varanidae
Gene: CNPPD1
Product: cyclin Pas1/PHO80 domain containing 1
Exons: 8
Coding region: 268-1545 (425 amino acids)
Biological process (GO): regulation of cyclin-dependent protein serine/threonine kinase activity
Cellular component (GO): nucleus; cyclin-dependent protein kinase holoenzyme complex
Molecular function (GO): cyclin-dependent protein serine/threonine kinase regulator activity; protein kinase binding
Source: RefSeq, a predicted model, not a curated record
GGACUGCCCUCCUAUGGACAGCGGCCAGCUGAAAGGGGCGGCCGCGGAGAGACCCGCCUCCUUGCCCGCCCCAGGAACAGGAAGGCGAGAAGCGGCGCCGGGACCCUUCGCUCUUCCUUUGCGGCGGAGGCGCCACCAGCAUCAGAGCUCGCCGAGGAGUUCUGUGUUCGCUGGGCCGCCCCUGCCCAGAAGCCGGGACAGCUGGAGCCCGCGGCGGGCGCCAACAAGGAGGUAGCCUCGCUCGACGGCCGCCUCGCGCUCCGCGUCAUGGACUUGAACGGGCUCCUUCUGGACGAGGAGGGCGCAUUCUCUCUGAGCGGCUUCCAGGAGUUCACGUUUCUUCCCAGGCAUCAACAGCUAAGUGAUCGGGUACGCAAGCGACUUUACUAUGGCUGGGAUAAAGACAGCACGCUUGAUAACAUCUCAAGUCCAGUUGCAGAUAUUGCUGUGGAAUUACUCCAGAAAGCUGCCCCAAGUCCCAUUCGGAGGCUCCAGAAAAAAUAUGUGUCUCAUGUCUCCCGGGAGGCUUGUAUUUCCCCCUGCUCCAUGAUGUUGGCUUUGGUUUACAUUGAGAGGCUUCGACACCGCAAUCCGGAAUAUCUAAAGCAGAUCUCAUCCUCUGACCUCUUCUUGAUCUCCAUGAUGGUUGCAAGCAAGUACCUCUAUGAUGAAGGGGAAGAGGAAGAAGUAUUCAAUGAUGAAUGGGGAGCUGCUGGCAAGGUGGAUGUGCAGACCAUGAACACACUGGAGAGGAAUUUCCUCAGUGCCAUUGACUGGAGCCUCUAUACAGAUCCCAAGGAGCUUUUUGAGGUGCUCAGCUGGCUGGAGGGACGUGUGGCUGAGAGGCAGGGCAUGCGACGUGGCUGGUUCACUUACACUGACUUGUGUGUCUUAAUGGAACAAACCCUGUGGCACCAAACCCUGGGUCAGUUCUACCAGCAGGUGGCUAAGCUAGCUUGCAUUCUUGGUGUGGUGUACCUGACAGGCAUCGCUGCUGUCCUUGCUUCAGCUGCAGUAGUACAUCACACUGUGUACGUGAAGAGGGCCGGUCCCACUGAGUUUGCUAGCCCUAGGGCUACUCUAGCUCCCUGCUUGCCUUUCCCCUCUCCAGUGCAACGUCUGGCUCGCAACUUGGUUCUACCUAACAGCUCUCCAUGCCUAGGAGCAGAGAACAGAACCUUUCAAGAUGAACAGCAACAACAGCCAGGAAGCAAUGGUGUUAUGGCUGCAGCACUCUACCUGUGGAGCAGCGUCCUUAAUGCAUUCUCUUACCCACCCCCAGCUCCCUUCAGUCGUUCACUUUGUCCACGCUGCAGUCAGCCCAUCACCUGUGUGGCUGCCAACCACACAGUCUGCACCCACUCAGCUCCACAGUUGGCUUCUAUUGGACUUGCUGCCCACUGCACCAGCUGCUCCUGCCGGGGCUGGCACCUUCCUGUGUCCUCUAACUGCAAAGACUGGCCUGAACCACCAGCACUUCAACAGUGCCCCAUACAGGCUGCUUUGGAGCUGGGAAGGAUGAAGGCUUUCAUGUUCCCCAGCUAGGGCUGGGGGGAGGAGACCUAGCUUCGACUUCAGGGUGGGCUGGAGGAUGCCUCAAUGGGAAAUGCUGUGGGUAUCUGAAAGGCACAGCACACAAGGCAGGAAAGGCUGAAAGGGGCAGGGAGGGGGGUCAUUGGCUGUCUGUUCGAGUGGAAGCCAACUUCCCUACCAGGUGCAAUUUUGACCUGUCUGUCCUUCCACACCACAAGUUGGCAGCUGUGCUUAGAGGCCACAAAGCAUUUCCUGGAGAGAGUCAUCCCAUCUUAGGAGUAGGCUUUGGUAGAAUGAAGACUGAAAAAGCGAGGCCUGGGUCUGUUGUACCCUGUCAUCCAUUUCAGUUCAGCCUGUUACUUGCUCUGGAGGCUUGGCUGGACUUUUCUUCCAUGAGUAGAACUUGGGUGAGUUUACAGAUAAGGUCUGCUUGAAUCAGGGCCAAUGAGUCACCUUUUCACUUGGCUCUCUUGUGUGGCAUUUUGCCACAGGCACUUGAUAUGAUGAUCUGUGGUGACUCAGUACCACAGUGACCAAUGCCAGCAAUUCUUUACAUCAAGGCCAGUGUGCAAAUAGCAAAAAAUUAACAUCAUAUGUGAACUCAUUCCUGUCGGCCUGACCUGUUAAAACUAUCUGCUUUCCUCAGUGGAGAAGGCAACAGCUCUGUCAGAACCAUGCCAGCAAGCCUGGGGUUUUCUUCAGCCAUAGCGCUGGAAAGAAAAGGGUGACAUUUGACUGUGGCAGGGGCUGAUUCAGGGCCUGUUAACAUCAGCUUGAUUCAUGUUUGAUACCCCUGCCCUAUAGUUGUCUGCUUGACUGCUCCCUCUGGUUCUUGGGGUGUGAGGGGGUGGAGGGAUGGCAGUCACUUCUUCACCUUAUUCUUAGCAGCACUUUUUGCUUUAGUUUUUCACUGUUGAAGAUGGGAUCUCUUCUAAUAAAGGUAGCUGUUGAUGUG